AUGGGAGAUUUGGAGACUAGCUUAAUCCAUACACGAAAAACAUGUAGAAUAGAGCAAAUGGUAGCAAAAUGGCUUCAUCGCUCUCGGGACAGCGCGGCCAGGUGGGACCAGGCUCCUCUUUGUGGGCCCACAUUUUUGGGCAAGGCUAGGUUGAGUUACCAGGGAUCCUGUGGCUGCUUUCCUUCCCUGAGGUCUGAGAGUGGACGCGGUGCUGGCCUUGGGGAGCCCUGGGAGCAGGGAACGGUGUGGGUCCUCUGGGAGCAGGGAAUGGUGUGGGUCCUCUGGGCACGCUGUGCAUGGCUGUGCCCGUCCGACGGCCGCUCUGUCCGCAGGGGCGGCAUGGCAGCGAUGGACAGCGCCGGCGAGGGUGCGGCGCAGCCCCCCAGCCGUGCCAGGGUGACCCUCACGGUGUACAAGGACCUCGUGCUGCAGCACUACGGCUUCGAGAUCUGCCCGGGCCUCCCGCUGACCAUCGCCUCGGUCACCGCAGGCAGCACGGCGGACGGCAAGCUGCAGCCGGGUGACCAGCUGCUCAUGAUCAACUCCAGCGCGGUGGACGGGCUGUCGGUGGAGCGGGCAGCCAGCCUCAUCAGGGACGCCGGUGACGAGCUGCUCCUGACCGUCCUGCGCUGCACGGCAGGUGGCCCCAAGUCGUCGUUCCUGACCGAGGAGAAGAGGGCGAGGCUGAAGACCAACCCCGUCAAAGUGCGUUUUGCGGAGGAGGUGCUGCUGAACGGGCACUCGCAGGGGAGCUCCCUCCUGUUCAUGCCCAAUGUCCUCAAGGUGUACCUGGAGAACGGACAGACCAAAGCUUUCAGGUUUGAGAGGAGCACCACCGUGAAGGACAUCGUGCUGACGCUGCAGGAGAAGCUGUCCAUCCGCAGCAUCGCCCACUUCGCGCUGGUGCUGGAGGAGCAGUACAACCUGGCCAAGGUCCACCUGCUGCACGAGGAGGAGCUGAUUGCGCAGGUGGUCCAGAAGAGAGACUCUCAUGACUACCGCUGCCUCUUCAGAGUCUGCUUUGUCCCCAGGGACCCCCUGGACCUCCUGCAGGAGGACCCAGUGGCCUUUGAAUAUCUGUACCUGCAGAGCUGCAGCGACGUGCUCCAGGAAAGGUUUGCUGUGGAGAUGAAGUGCAGCGUGGCGUUACGCCUGGCUGCCCUGCACAUCCAGGAGAGGAUCUACGCAUGUGCCCAGCCGCAGAAGGUGUCCCUGAAAUACAUCGAGAGGGACUGGGGAAUCGAAAACUUCAUCUCGCCCACCUUGCUUCGGAACAUGAGAGGGAAGGACAUCAAGAAAGCCAUCAGCUACCACCUGAAGCGGAACCAGGUGCUGCUGGACCCUCGGCAGAAGCACGCGCUCACAGCAGUCCAGGUGCGCCUGAGCUACCUGCAGAUCCUGGGGGAGCUGAAGAUGUACAGUGGGAAGAUCUUCAAUGCCACCAUGAUGCUGCAGGACAGGGAGUCGUACGUGGCGCUGCUGGUGGGCGCCAGGCACGGCGUCAGCCAGAUCAUCAACAGCAAGCUGAACAUCGUCACCAGCCUGGCCGAGUUCCCCAGCAUCAGCAGGGUGGAGCUCAGCGAGGAGUCCGAGCGAGUGAGCACAGUCAAGAUCUACCUGCAGGACCUGAAGGUGCUUACUCUGCUGCUGGAGUCAAACAGUGCAAAGGACCUCGUCUGCCUCAUUGCUGGCUACUACAGACUCUUUGUGGACGCAAACGCCUCCAUAUUUACCUGGGGAGAGAAAAACCAGCAACUGCACCGUGUCUCAGCUGAAGAAGGGUACGAAUCCCGAGCCUGCAGCGACUCCGAGGACUCCUGGGGCCCGGACUCCGGCUCGGGGAGCCCCGCGGCGAGCGGCGGCGCGGCGGGGCCGGGCGAGCCGCGGGCUGGCGGCGGCGACCCCGCCACCGACAGCGCGUCCGAGGCGUCCGACUCGGCCACCAGCGGCAGCCGCGGCUUCCAGAGCAGCGGCUCCAGCGACUCGGUGGCUGCGCUGGAGGGAGCGCGGCUGGAAGGGCCGGAGCGGCUCCAGCCCCGCGCGGCCGUGCCGGGGACGAGCGGCCCCGACGGGAGCGGCUCCGACGGGAGCGGCUCCGACGGGAGCGGCCCCGCCGGGAGCGGCUCCGACGGGAGCGGCUCCGACGGGAGCGGCCCCGACGGGUGCGGCCCCGCCGGGAGCGGCUCCAACGGGGCCGGCCCCGCGGGGCUCCCCGAGCCGGGCUGCCCCAGCCCGAGCCACGGCUCGUCGCCCGCGGGCCGCGGCUCCGGGGACAGCGAGCUCGUCCUGCGGCCGCCGCCGGGCUUCGGCGACUCCAGCUCCGAGGAGGAGUUCUACGAUGCCGCGGACCGGCUCAGCCCUCCGGAGGCGCUGGCAGGCUAUGAUACAGCAUGCUGGGAGGGCACAGAGAACUCCUGCAUCCCAAAGAGGCUGAGGUGCUACAGCCUGGGGGAGAAGCCACCGACGAGGGAGAGGCAGGGGCAGGAGAAGGAGCUGACCUACACCAGGAGCCUGAGGAAGAGAAGGUCUUUCCUGAAAACUGUUUACACCUCACAGGUCAGUUUCCCUGCAGCUCUCCCAGGCUCCACACAGCGCUGCUGCUCCUGGCCGCCCACUCAGCCCUCGACAGAGGACACAGGGAAGGACACGGAGAUGGGGAUUCCUGCAGGCACGGAGCUCAGCCCUGACCUGCUGGACACGCAGCCUGACACCACGGAGGCAAAGUCGGUGAUGGAAUGGCUGGCUUCCUCCGUUUGGAACCUUCACCAUCCUGCUGAGCAGUGUGGGGAGGAGGACAGCAGCCCCCAGCCGCAGCAGCCCCCUUUGCUGUCCCUAGAGCCCCUUCCCCGAGCUCCGAGCAGAGCUGCCCAGGAAGGCUCCCCAGGGCACACAGUUCCGGGGUGUCUGAGCGAGGAGAGCCGAGUGCCCGCUGCAGGCUGGCACACCCAGGGGCCACAGGAGGACGGGGCUGAGGUGGUGGCCGGUGUUGUGUCCUCUGCUGUUGCCUGCCCCUCUGAGGAGCUCCUUCUGCUGCCACCGGCCCCUGGCCCCAGCACAGCCCCUCCCCGGGAGCUGGCCCAGGACCGGGGGCUGCUCCGUGACAACGUGGAGCCUUCCCUGGCUCCCUGUCAGGACAGCAAAGCUGAUGCUCAGGGGCACGCUGAUGCGGGUGCAGGGGGGCUGGUGCUGGCGGCAGGACGAUGCCAACCUGCCCUGCUGGAGCGGGCUCUGGCAAGGAGCUGGCGGGCAGCUCAGGGCAGGGCGCGGGGCAGCCGGGAGGCGCAGGGAACGCGGCUGAGCAGCAGCUGCAGCCUGCCCUGGCUUCUCUUCCCGGAGAGCAGGCGGCAGGGCGGGGGAAGGAGCGCUGCCCGGCCCCGUCUGCCGGGCUCUCCAUCCCCGCGGUGCCUGUGCCCCUGCGGGAAGGAGCGGGAGGCUGCGGGGCUGCGGGGCUGCGGGAAGGAGCCGGGGGCCGCGGGGCUGCGGGGCUGCGGGAAGGAGCCGGGGGCCGCGGGGCUGCGGGGCACUCGCUGCUCUGCUCCCAGCCCGGGGAGGGCGAGCCGAGCCCUGCGCCCCCCGUCCCCGCCGGGGCCUCGCCAGCCCCAGCGGGGCUGCGGAGCUGCGGCUGCCGCCUGCCCUACAUCAGCUGCUUCCCGCGGCCCCGCAGCCCCGGGGAGCGCGAGGCCAGCCCGCCCGGGCUCCCGGGGCCGCUCACGGCCCCUCCGGCCGGCCGCCCCGGCCCGCCCCGGGGCCCCGCAGGACGCUCCGCUCCGGGCGCUCGGGCAGCUGCCGCGCCGGGCCUGGCUGAGCCCUGCCGGCUCCUCCCGCUUCCUGGCCCGCACCGUGGAGCUCCAGGCGGUUGUGGGGAAGCUCUGUGCUCCUCAGCGCGCAGAGCAGGGUGUGCAGAGCGAGGGUGCCCCGGGCUGGGCUUCCCAGGACCUGCUGUCCAGCUGCCAGGCACUCCUGAGCGCGGAGCAGCCUCUGGCCGAGCUGCAGGGAGCUCUGAGAGCCGCGUUCGACCGCCCGGUGCAGCUGGCGGUGAGCUGCUUCCAGCUGACACACUGCCGGCGCUGCGGGCAGCGGCAGCAGGAGCCGGGGGCUGCGCUGGGGGACGUGGUGGGCACCUGCCAGCAGCUGGUGCAGGCUCUGCGCCAGCAGCUCCACGGGCAGCUCUGCCCUGAGCUGGGCACCGAGCUCCUGGCCCGCCAGCUGCAGCCCUGGCAGCUGCCAUCCUGUCUGCUGCAGCGCUCAGGGCGUCCCCGUGGCUGUGACGGGCGGCGUGGGGGCACGCCAGGGCACUGA
This is a messenger RNA of Lonchura striata (white-rumped munia), 4299 nucleotides long. The record is from RefSeq and is a predicted model, not a curated record. Lineage: Eukaryota; Metazoa; Chordata; Aves; Passeriformes; Estrildidae.